UUUCAGUUAAAGUUUAGUAGUGUUGAAGUACCUACUGGGCGGUACUUCAAUCAGACUAAAUUUACACGCGGAAAUUUUUUUUUGUAGUCGGAAUUUUAUUCGAUGUCGGGAUAGUGACGAUAAGAAUCACGAAAGACUUUUUGGGGUGCUAAAUUUUUAUUGAAAAUAACAUGCUGGAAUGCCUAUUGUCUUCUGACAACGGACGGCGUUUUCUACUGAUGUUAUGUCUUAUAGAACCAGAGGUAGGCCACAAAUGGAGUCAGACUACCAUUGGCUAGUUACAGUUGCCCUUGUGACGUCUUCGAUUAUAGCGGUCACAGCUAACGCCUUUCUGUUGCUGAUCUUCGCUAGGAGAAGGAGUCUCAGAACAAUUCCGAACAGAUUUGUCAUAAAUCUACUGGUCACCAACUUGCUCUCGAGCAUCCUAUUAAUCCCCCUGUUGGUGGUCGACCAAAGUUACUCAACCCAACUGAUCACCAAGCAAAGCUCAACCACGGAAACCAACACUACUACCACCACUACGAUAGAAGAAGACCUACUGACGAAAGAAGAAGUGAUAAGCUCCAAUCAGUCAUUUAAAAUAGUCCAGACUAGCGAGUACAUCAAAACCAGCAUCGUGGACAACAUCAGCAGCGAGAGUGCGGAGCUAUUGUGCUACUUCGCGCAGGCCAGUACCAGUUUAGUUUGUACUGCCUCCAUAUUCAGUAUAUUGCUGAUCGGAAUCAAUCAGUAUUUCGGAGUGAUUCACUCGUUAAGAUAUCACUUUUACGUAAAUAAACUGCGAGCGACUAUAUUCAUCUUUAGCAGUUGGGGUGCCGCUUUGACGUGCGCAAUUUUGAGUACUUUGACAUACUCGGAUGGCAGUCUGUGGCAUUUCUGCGCCAAGAGAGUGGGAGAGAGUCAUGGAACUAAGGCUCUUAAUACCACCUAUGCCUUCAGUUACUUCUUUUUCGUCAUACUUGCGCCAUUUUUGGCCAUAUGUAUUAUUUAUUUAUGCAUAUACACGGCUGCGCACCAGAACAGUGAACGGAUGCGCAAAAGUGCUUCGGCACCAACCAACACACCGUUGGAGGAGGUGAUGGAAGGACCUAGGGAUGAACGGGAGAGAAGAAACCUGCCCAAGGUACAUUCGGCACCUAAUUUUUCAGCGUUACAAGAUAACAGGAAUAAUAUAAGGGUGCCGCAGACCCCUUUACCAUUAAACAGUGCUGUAAAACGAACUAGCAGUGAUCGAAAUAACUUUAUCGUAAACUUAAAACAUAAAAUUUCCAACGCUUCGGUGUUUCGGUAUCGGGAGGAAACGCGAGCGGCAAAAAUUAGCGUUCUAGUGAUAUUUAUGGUGUUAGUAUGUUACGUUCCUUACGGCCUCACGUUGGUCCUGACCUCAGGUUGUAUAAGGGUCAGUCCAGGCCAAAUAUUUAAUUAUCUUAGCUUAGUAUUACUAGUAUUCUCGAACGUGAUAUCGCCAUUUUUAUUUGGCUAUCGGAACAAGCGCAUUAAGCGAGAAAUUGGGCGCAUGCUCGGUCUGGUGCCUAAGCAGACGCAUGCGCCUCCGCGUGCCUACGCGCGUCAAAGCAGCCUAAUUAGAAAUCGUAGUUACGGGGAUAAUCUAGAUGUCGCCUUACCGGAAAACACCGAACCAUUAUUGGAGGGCGGUUUGGUCGUACCGGAGGUGGUAGUAACCUGUAAGGUGGAGACUGAAAGAAAAAGUAUUUUAAAAAGGGUCGGUUCGGGGUGGAACAGCUAUAAAAAGUGUAAUUUUAUUACGGUCCCUGAUAGUUGUCUUAGUGAUGCCCGGGGGUCUUUUUCUAGUGCUAGCACGCAGGUGUCUAACGAUGAGUUUUAAAGAGAAUUGAGCAGGAGGUGAUUUGAAUGCAUAUAUUUCACAAGAAAGUUGUUUGAGGAAACUUGGCUGUGUAAAAUUACUAGGUUUUGAAGAGCUUUUGCUGUGUAGGUCUGUUUUACAACGAAGAGAAUCCCAGGAGUUUUCUUUAAAAAUUUUACCCCCAAAAAGUCUUUUAUUCAGAACGACAAACCGAAGAAAGUAUUACAUAAUGUAAUUCUUAUGACCUACUUGGGAUCUUCUUCAUGGUCUCUCUACAUUUUUACAAAUGACUGUAUUCUUGAUACAGUUUUUUCUAUACUGUGUUCUACUUAAAAAUAUACCAAAGAUUCAUUUUCUGAAAUUGUAAAGACCCUUUUUGAUUCCGUACAUGACAAAAUUGAUUGAUUGAUAGUAUUAAGUAGCUCGUAAGUACAUACAUAUAAGAAUAUUCGCCCAAAAUUCAAGAUGUUUUUGCUUUGAUAGAAAAUAGUCACCGAUCCCAGACACAGAUUCUAUUUUAUAUUAAAACAAGAACAUUAACCAGUUAAAUCACAUUGAUUACAUUAAUUGCGAAUAACAAAAAUGUUUACGACUGCCGUUUAAACGAUAACUUACACAUUAAUUUAUUGUAGAAAUACAAAUUAAGGACUUUUUUUUUUUAGUAAUACAACGCUCUGUAUUAAUUUGUAAUGUUAUUUUUAAUAAAAUGUUUAUUGAAAUUUUCA
Messenger RNA from Anthonomus grandis grandis, 2550 nucleotides. RefSeq lists its product as uncharacterized. The transcript is spliced from 3 exons. The record is from RefSeq and is a predicted model, not a curated record. Bases 224 to 1846 code for a protein of 540 amino acids. NCBI's taxonomy places the organism in Eukaryota, Metazoa, Arthropoda, Insecta, Coleoptera, Curculionidae. Gene Ontology annotation, cellular component: membrane. Gene Ontology annotation, molecular function: G protein-coupled receptor activity. Gene Ontology annotation, biological process: G protein-coupled receptor signaling pathway.